Messenger RNA from Capsaspora owczarzaki ATCC 30864, 1786 nucleotides. RefSeq lists its product as hypothetical. The record is from RefSeq and is a predicted model, not a curated record. Gene Ontology annotation, biological process: ubiquitin-dependent protein catabolic process; protein ubiquitination; mitotic cell cycle checkpoint signaling. Lineage: Eukaryota; Filasterea; Ministeriida; Capsasporidae. The coding region runs from base 5 to 1603 and encodes 532 amino acids. Gene Ontology annotation, cellular component: nucleus. Gene Ontology annotation, molecular function: protein binding; ubiquitin-protein transferase activity. The transcript has 10 exons.
UUCAAUGGCUGAUCAUUCACCCGCUGCCGCCUCCUCGUCUUCCUCGUCCGCCGCUGCCGCGUGGGGCGAGCUCGAGCCCAUCAACGCCAACACAUCCGCAAUCACUCUGUCCAAGGCCACCGUCGUCAUUGGCCGCAGCGACGAGUGCGACGCAAUCAUCACCAACACCAAGAAGCUCUCUGGCAAGCACUGCACACUGAUGCUCAAGGACUCGAGCGCCUUCAUUGUGGACACCAGCACGAAUGGCGUGCUGGUCAAUGGAUCGCGCAUCGUCAAGGGCGAGGAAACCAAGCUCAACGCGGGCGACUCGAUUGUCAUUGUCAAGGACCCGGUCGAGGACAACCAGUUUGGCUAUUACUUUAAGGAUUUGCUCGCCCCGCCGCCCCUUCCCGCUGCUCAGACGCAAGUCGACGAGAACGAGGAAGCUGCUGCCAUCCCAAGCAAGCGACGUGCUGAAGACGCGGACGACGAAGCCGCCGAAGCCAAGACCAACAAGAAGCCUCGCACCGAUGACAUGGAGCAAAAUCUCCAGUGUGGUAUUUGCAUGGAAAUCCUCCACGACUGCGUCUCGGUUGUUCCGUGCUUGCACGACUUUUGCGGCGCAUGCUACUCGGAUUGGAUGGAGAAAAAGUCAGACUGCCCGACCUGCCGUGCAAAGGUCACCUCCAUCAGCCGCAACCACCGCAUCAAGAAUCUCUGCGAAUCGUUCCUUGCAGAGCAUCCGGAGAAGCGUCGCCCCGAUGACGAAAUUGCCGAGAUGAAUGCUCGCAACAAGAUUACCAGCGACAUGCUCAAACCACCGCGUCGCCGCUACGAUGACGACGAGGACGAGGACGAUUACGAUGACGAUGAGGACGAGGAUGAUGGUUCGAAUGCUGGUCCUGGCUAUGGUUCGAGCAACUUUCCCUUCCAACCUUUCGGAUUUCAAACAAUCUGCCGCCAGUGCCCCAACGCCCCAAAUCCCGUCCCUGGCUAUACCUGUCCUCCUGGUGGAGGACAUGGCCGUUGCACGUGCUGCCAUCAGUUCAUGCCCCUGUUCGCGACAAACAACUUCAAUCCCCAUGCCCCGCAGGCCGAUCCGAACAAGCCGCAGAGCUGCGAAAUCUGCAAAAGGCAGUACUGCCACAUGUACUGGGGCUGCACUUGCAACGGUGGCUGUCUGAGCAAGCUGCGCAACUUCCAGUUCGACCAGGCUGCACUCGCCACCGUCGUCAACCGCAACACAACCGAGUCUGACCUCUUGCGAGAUUACCUCACGUCCAAGAGCCUGACCAUCAACGACAUGUACAAGGACUGUAUUACGAAUCUUGAUUCGAAAAAGUUCAAACUUGAGGCUCCAAACAAGGACAUUUAUCCACAACCCCUCGUGUUUGGCGGCCAGCCCGCCAUUCCUACCGGCGACACUGUCCUUUGCCGCACAUGCGUCGUGCCUUUCUUGGGGCAGCUUGCGUAUCAGUAUCGCGAGGCCAUCCCGAACAGCGAUCUUCCCAGCCGACCCCAUCGCCCAAAGUGCUACUGGGGCUCCAACUGCAAGACUCAGGUCAAUACGCCGCACCACGCCAGCAAAUUCGACCACAUCUGCAAACAAACCAGGUUCUCCUAACAAACGCACGACAGGGACUUUUUGGCGUUUUCAGUGUUGUUGUUGGAUUGUAGCCAGUUGACUUUUUUGCUCGCAUGCACGCGAGCCAGGAAUUGUGAAAGCAUGCUUGAUUGGAAUGAAACAAGUUUACUGCUGAGACGAAGAGAUACAAAACAAAAAUAAAGAACAUCACCAACAAGCGAA